Messenger RNA from Saprolegnia parasitica CBS 223.65, 3450 nucleotides. RefSeq lists its product as hypothetical. Gene Ontology annotation, biological process: adenine biosynthetic process; 'de novo' IMP biosynthetic process. NCBI's taxonomy places the organism in Eukaryota, Oomycota, Saprolegniomycetes, Saprolegniales, Saprolegniaceae. The coding region runs from base 26 to 3418 and encodes 1130 amino acids. Gene Ontology annotation, molecular function: phosphoribosylamine-glycine ligase activity; ATP binding; phosphoribosylformylglycinamidine cyclo-ligase activity. Gene Ontology annotation, cellular component: cytosol. The transcript has a single exon. The record is from RefSeq and is a predicted model, not a curated record.
CCCAAAAGAUACCGAGCUGCGCAAGAUGGUCGUUGUCGUGACGUGUGGUGCGCCGUCGGUCGCCGAGGCCGCGCAGGCCCUCGAGCUCCUCAAGACGCUGCAGCAAGGUGGCAUGCGCAUCACGGUGCUCUCGUCGUCAGCGUGGCGCGCCCAAGUCGUGCAAGCCAAGAUCCCGCACGUGCACAUCGCGACGCCGCACGAGGCGCAGGACCUACUUGCUGCGCCCAUCAGUCUUGUGCUUGCGUUCGUGCCGCAAACGAACGACGAGGCUGCGCUCAAGACGUGGGGGCUGGGCUGCCACGCCUUUGUCCGCUCAUCGGCCUGGGCCUACGAGACGAUCGCCGUUGUCACGUCGCCAAGCGACUACGCUGUGGUGGCGACCAAGGUAUCGCAGGGCGGCGCGCUGGCCUACUCGCUCAACGAGCGCAAGGCGCUUGCCCAGAAGGCGUUCCGUGCCUUCUCGGCCGUUGAUGCGCGCGCGGUCGAGCUCCUCCAGCCCGACGUCCAGCAGCACUCGAUCCUGCUCGUCGGCAGCGGUGGCCGCGAGCACGCGCUCGCAUGGAAGCUCGCGCAGUCGCCGCAAGCCAAGCACGUGUACGUCGCGCCGGGCAACGGCGGUACGAACGGCGACAAGAUCUCGUCGGUCGCGAUCGCGCAGGACGACGACGCGGCGCUCAUCGCGUUUUGCCGACAGAAGGGCGUCACGCUGUGCGUCGUCGGGCCCGAGGCGCCGCUCGUGGACGGUCUCGCCGACAAGCUCAGCGCGGCGGGCAUCCCGACGUUCGGCCCGAGCGCGAAAGCGGCCCAGCUCGAGGGCUCCAAGGCGUUCUCCAAGGACUUCAUGGCGCGCCACCACAUCCCGACCGCGACCUUUCGCAACUUCACCUCGUACAGCGAGGCCAAGGCGUACGUCGACAGCAUCGACUACCGCGUCGUCAUCAAGGCGUCCGGUAUCGCCGCCGGCAAAGGUGUGCUCAUCCCGACGACCAAGGAAGAGACACACGCUGCACUGCGCGAGGUCAUGGUCGACCGCGCGUUCGGGUCGGCCGGCGACGAGGUCGUCAUUGAGGAGUUUAUGACGGGCGAAGAAGUGUCGCUCCUCGCCUUCAGCGACGGUCGGACAGUCGUGACGAUGCCAGGCGCGCAGGACCACAAGCGCAUCUUUGACAACGACCAAGGGCCCAACACGGGCGGCAUGGGCGUCUACGCGCCGGCGCCGUGCUUCCACGGCGCGGCCAAGCGCGAGUGCAUUGCGAUCGUCGAAAAGUCGAUUGCGGCCAUGGCCGCCGAGGGCAACCCGUUCGUCGGCUGCCUCUUCACGGGCUUCAUGCUCACGCCCAAGGGCCCCAAGAUCGUUGAGUACAACGCGCGCUUUGGCGACCCCGAGACCGAGGUCGUUCUCCCGCUCCUCAACAGCGACCUCGUCGAGAUCUUCCUCGCGUGUUGCCACGGCAAGCUCGACCCGGCCAUGGUGCUCUGGAAGGACGCGUCCGCGGCGACUGUCGUCAUGGCGUCGCAGGGCUACCCGGACAGCUACCCGAAGGGCAAGGUCAUCUCGGGCGUCGCGGCGGCCAACGCGCUCCCCAACACCAACGUCUUCCACGCCGGCACGGCGCUCAAGGACGGGUCGCUCGUGACUUCGGGCGGCCGCGUGCUCACGGUGACGGCGGUUGCGCCGACGAUGAAGGACGCGAUCGCGCAGGCGUACGUCGGCGUCUCCAAGAUUGCGUUCGAGGGCCACCAGUUCCGGUCCGACAUUGGGCACAAGGGGCUUCUGCACUCGUGCCCGCCCAUCAAGCUCGGCGUGCUGGGCUCGACGCGCGGCUCGUCGCUGCAGCCGAUUUUGGACGCGAUCGCCGCGGGCGACCUCAACGCGUCGGUCGAGAUCAUUGUGAGCAACAAGGCGUCGGCCGGCAUCCUCGAGCGAGCGGCGACCCACAAGAUUCCGGGUGUCGCCGUCGGCAGCAAGGGCAAAACCCGAGAUGCGUUCGACGCCGAAGUCACGUCGCUGCUUGAAAACAAGAAGGUGGACUUGGUGCUCUGCAUCGGCUACAUGCGCAUCCUCUCGGCGUCCUUUUGCCAGCGCUGGGCCAACCGCGUCUUGAACGUGCACCCGUCGCUUCUGCCGGAUUUCGCGGGCGGCAUGGACCUCGCCGUGCACCAAGCCGUGCUCGAUGCGAAGAAGACAAGUUCGGGCUGCACGGUCCAUUAUGUGACACCCGAGGUCGACGCCGGCCCGAUUGCGGUCCAGCUCAAGUGCCCCGUGCUGCCGAAUGACACGGCCGAGACGCUGAAAGCGCGCGUGCAGCCGCUCGAAGGCGACGCGUUCCUCUACGCGAUCAAGCGCCAGCAGGUCGCCAUGUACAUGGGCACGCUGCCGACAAGCCUCACGUACGCCGACGCCGGCGUCAGCAUCGACGCUGGCAACGCGCUCGUCCAUGCGAUCAAGCCGCUCUGCAAGUCGACGGUCCGCGCCGGGUGCGACGCCGACCUCGGCGGCUUUGGCGGCCUCUUUGACCUCCAAGCCGCUGGCUACGGCGCCGACACGGUCCUUGUCGCGUGCACGGACGGCGUUGGCACCAAGCUCAAGAUCGCCCACGCGAUGCAAAAGCACGACACGAUCGGCAUUGACCUCGUGGCCAUGUGCGUCAACGACCUCCUCGUCCAGGGCGCCGAGCCGCUCCUCUUCCUCGACUACUUUGCUACCGGCGCCUUGGAUGUGCACGCGGCGACCGAAGUUGUAAAGGGCAUCGCCGAGGGCUGCCGCCAGUCCAAGUGCGGGCUCAUUGGGGGCGAGACGGCCGAGAUGCCGUCCAUGUACGCGCCCGGCGAGUACGACGUGGCGGGCUUUUGCGUCGGCGCUGCCCACAAGAAGUCGCUGUUGCCGCUGCCAGCGCGGGCCGGCGACGUUGUCCUCGGCCUUGCGAGCGCCGGCGUGCACUCGAACGGCUUCUCGCUCGUGCGCAAGGUCGUCGAGCACGCGGGCCUCCGUUACGAGAGCCCGUGUCCGUUUGACGCGACCAAGACGCUCGGCGACGCGCUCUUGACGCCGACGCGCAUCUACGUCUCGCUGCUGACGCCGCUGCUCAAGAAGGGCUACGUGCGCGCGCUCGCCCACAUCACGGGGGGCGGUCUCCUCGAGAACAUCCCGCGCGUGCUCUCGGACGACCUCGCGGUGGAGCUUACGGCGUCGAGCUGGCGCCUCCCGCCCGUCUUCAAGUGGCUCCAGGCGGCCGGCAAUAUCUCGGAUGCGGAACUGAGCCGGACGUUCAACUGCGGCAUUGGCAUGGUGCUCAUCGUGGCGCCCGAACACGAGGCGCAGGUCAAGGCCGCGCUGAGCCCCGAGGCCGUCCUGAGCUUGGGCACCGUCACAAGCCGCCACGGCGCGCAGGUCGUUAUCCACGGCGCUCUGCAGUAAAUAUAUAUAUAUAUAUGUACUUGGUGCUACAC